CAGAAACUCUGACACGAUACAGCGCGACUCUUUAUUCGCCUCAAUCAGACACUCGUGUGGGUUUUCUUUACGCGUUUGAUCCGCGGAGCAGCGUCCGGGGCGCCGCUGCGCUCUCCUAAAAGUUUCUGGACACCGACUUGACAGGAUAAAUCGACCGAGGGAGUUGGAGGGGAGGAAGAGCGCCGGCGGGCGAGCUGGCUGUGAGGAGAGGAGACAGACCGCAGAAGGAAAGUAUGGCCGCGUGCGGUGCGUCCGCGCUCUUCCUGCUCGCCUUUGCAAUACUGGGAGCGAGCGCGCAGUACGGAGACCGCGGCAUGUCGGUUCCCGAGCACGGCUUCUGCCAGCCCAUCACCAUCCCUCUGUGCACGGACAUCGCGUACAACGAGACCAUCAUGCCCAACCUCCUCGGCCACACGAACCAGGAGGACGCGGGGCUGGAGGUGCACCAGUUCUACCCGCUCGUUAAAGUGCAAUGCUCGCCGGACCUCAAGUUCUUCCUGUGCUCCAUGUACGCGCCGGUUUGCACGGUGCUGGAGCAGGCGCUGCCGCCGUGCCGUUCGCUGUGCGAGCGUGCGCGCCAAGGCUGCGAGUCGCUUAUGAACAAAUUCGGCUUCCAGUGGCCGGAGAGUCUCGCGUGCGAGUCGUUCCCGGUGCACGGCGGAGAGCUGUGCGUGGGGCAGAACACGUCUGAGCGGAGCGCACCGGUCAACCCGACUCCAGAUGUGACCCAAGCGACACCCGAGCAUCACAGGAAGGGCCGUUUUAAAUGCCCGGCUUCGCUGAAAGUCCCGCCGUACCUCAACUACCGCUUUCUGGGCGAGGAAAACUGCGGCGCGCCGUGCGAACCCAAGAAACUCCACGGGGUGAUGUACUUCAGCGAGGACGAGCAGAAGUUUGCGCGGAUUUGGAUCGGGAUCUGGUCGGUUUUGUGUUGCGCGUCUACUUUAUUCACCGUCUUGACUUAUUUAGUGGACAUGAAUCGCUUUAGUUACCCGGAAAGACCCAUUAUAUUCCUUUCCGGGUGUUAUACGAUGCUGUCCGUCGCCUACGUCGCCGGAUUUCUGCUGGAGGACAAAGUGGUGUGCAAUGAGCAGUUCGAUAAUGAGUUUAGGACAGUGGUGCAAGGCACCAAAAAGGAAGGCUGCACCAUCCUGUUCAUGAUGCUGUACUUCUUCAGCAUGGCCAGUUCCAUCUGGUGGGUCAUUCUAGCGCUCACUUGGUUCCUCUCGGCCGGGAUGAAAUGGGGUCAUGAGGCCAUUGAAGCGAAUUCGCAAUAUUUCCAUCUCGCAGCGUGGGCGGUGCCAGCCAUCAAGACCAUCACCAUCCUCGCGGUGGGUCAAGUGGAUGGAGAUGUGCUCAGCGGCGUCUGCUUCGUGGGCAUCAACAGCGUGGACGCGUUGCGCGGAUUCGUCCUGGCGCCGCUGUUCGUCUACCUGUUCAUCGGCACCUCGUUCCUCCUGGCGGGCUUCGUGUCUCUGUUCCGCAUCAGGACCAUUAUGAAGCACGACGGCACCAAAACGGAGAAGCUGGAGAAGCUGAUGGUGCGCAUCGGCAUCUUCAGCGUCCUCUACACGGUUCCGGCCACCAUCGUGAUCGCGUGUUACUUCUACGAGCAGGCCUUUCGGGAUCAGUGGGAACAGACGUGGAGCGCUCAAACGUGCAAGACGUACGCGGUGCCAUGCCCCGUCCACAACCCGCAGAUGAGCCCGGAUUUCACGGUGUUCAUGAUCAAGUACCUGAUGACCCUGAUCGUGGGCAUCACGUCUGGAUUCUGGAUAUGGUCUGGAAAGACUCUUAACUCGUGGAGGAAGUUCUACAGGAGACUGGCGAACAGCAAACAAGGAGAAACAACAGUGUGACUUAACUGCUUUUUUAUUUGUCACUUUUUCUGAUGGAAAAAACAACAGCGACUGUUUA
Molecule: messenger RNA, 1917 nt
Organism: Sinocyclocheilus rhinocerous
Lineage: Eukaryota; Metazoa; Chordata; Actinopteri; Cypriniformes; Cyprinidae
Product: frizzled-1-like
Exons: 1
Coding region: 234-1859 (541 amino acids)
Biological process (GO): non-canonical Wnt signaling pathway; canonical Wnt signaling pathway
Cellular component (GO): plasma membrane
Molecular function (GO): Wnt-protein binding; Wnt receptor activity
Source: RefSeq, a predicted model, not a curated record